Diaporthe citri is the source of this 531-nucleotide messenger RNA. RefSeq lists its product as uncharacterized. Bases 1 to 531 code for a protein of 176 amino acids. The transcript has 3 exons. NCBI's taxonomy places the organism in Eukaryota, Fungi, Ascomycota, Sordariomycetes, Diaporthales, Diaporthaceae. The record is from RefSeq and is a predicted model, not a curated record.
AUGAAGUUCCUUCCACUCCUGCUUGUCCCAGCCCUUGUGGCGGCCCAGGACAUCACCAUUGCCAAUGUCGUCACACUCGGCUUCGACGGUUUCCAAACAUAUAUUGGACCCGGAACCUCUGUCAAAGACCGGACGAAGAAUUGCCAAAUCCACCUGACGCUCAGCUACCCAGCCGGCUACUCCUUCGCAGUCAUCGACAGCACCUACCACGGGUACGCCCAGCUCGAGGCCGGGGUCACGGGCACCUUCUUCAGCCAGUACUACUUCAGCUCGGACGCCUCCAAGACCUGCACCACGCAGUCCUCCAUCACCGGCGGCGGCAUCUGGGCGGACGGCCAGGUCUACACCAAGGAGGACGUGGUCCCCUCGCCCAACUACGUCAAGUCCAAGUGCGGGACGACCGAGAUCCUCAACGUCAACAACCGCGUCGCGCUGAGCUCGACGAACACCAAUGCCUUUGGCCAGCUCACUGACGACGACGCCACCGUCGACGUGAGCCAGCAGGUCCAUAUCAAAUGGUUUACUUGCUGA